Messenger RNA from Micropterus dolomieu (smallmouth bass), 916 nucleotides. Its product is annotated as troponin I, fast skeletal muscle-like. Bases 76 to 582 code for a protein of 168 amino acids. Gene Ontology annotation, biological process: muscle contraction. NCBI's taxonomy places the organism in Eukaryota, Metazoa, Chordata, Actinopteri, Centrarchiformes, Centrarchidae. The record is from RefSeq and is a predicted model, not a curated record. Gene Ontology annotation, cellular component: troponin complex. The transcript has 6 exons.
ACUCAAAUGUUUUCUCCCGUCUAUGUGUUCUUAUGUGUGUCUUCAUGCAGGGUGUGAACCGCAAAAACCGCCAAGAUGUCUGAGAAAAAGAUGACUUCCAGCCGCAGGCAUCACCUGAAGAGCCUGAUCCUUGGAAUCGCUCAGACCUGGCUCGAACAGGAGACAAAGGACAUCGCAGCGGCUAAGGCGGCCUACUUGGCCGAACACUGUCCCGCCCCGGACCUGAACGGAGACCUGAUGGAAUGCUGCAAGAAGCUCCACGCCCUCAUCGACAAGAUCGACGAGGAGCGGUACGACAUCGAGGCCAAAGUUCAGAAGGCAGACAAAGAGAUUCAAGAUCUGAACAUCAAAGUGGUGGAUCUGAGAGGUGUGAAGAAACCCGCUCUGAAGAAAGUACGUAUGUCUGCUGACUCCAUGCUGAAAGCUCUGCUGGGCUCCAAGCACACGGUCAACAUGGACCUGAGGUCCAACCUGAAGCAGGUGAAGAAGGAGGUGAAAGAGGAGCCUACAGAAGCGGUGGGCGACUGGCGUAAGAACAUUGAGGACAAGGCUGACAGGAAGAAGAUGUUCGAGACUUCCUAAACGCGUCGCUGCUGUUUGUCUUUCUGUUUAUAUGAACUCCACGUGUCUUAUAUGUGUUGGCUGAACCAGACGGUGAAGUCGCACAGGGCUGAACAGCAUGUUAGCAUGUCUGAACAGUGUCACUCUGUAGGAUAUUUAAGGUGUUUGAGGAUUUGUCUUGUUGUUUUUGUUGUUGUUGUUGUUGUUGUUUGUCUGGAGGGAGGUGGAGGAGUGUGGAGAGUUUCUGCAGGUUCACACAUCAACAACAAAGUCUUAAACUCCACACAUGAAGGGAAACAUUCACACAAACUGAACCAUGUUGAAAAUAAACAAUAAAAUUAAAUGUGGAAGAAAA